AUGGCUGCUACAUUAGCGCAUAUAUCUGUGGCGCCUAAGGCUGCUCAUAAGAGCACCGUGAUAUUCCUGCAUGGACUGGGUGAUAGCGGCCACGGCUGGCUGCCGGUCUUCCAGCGAUUCGGCACCCUGCUGCCGCAUACCAAGUUCAUCCUGCCUCACGCCUCCGAGCGUCCCAUCACGCGACAUCGAGGCGCAGUCCUGCCCGCAUGGUUCGACAUGCGUGACUACGCAAACGUCUCCAAUUCGCAGAUAGACGACGAGCCCGGUCUUCGAGCCACCUCCGCCCAAGUGGACAAGCUCAUCCAGGCCGAAGUGGACGCUGGGGUCCCGGAGAAUGAGAUUGUACUGGGUGGAUAUAGCCAGGGAGGGGCUGUGGCGUCUUGGUAUGGCGUGACGAGCGGGAGGGGGCUGGGUGGGGUGGUGGUAUUGAGCAGUUGGCUGCCUCUGAGCCAUAAAGUACGGGAGGAAGCCAAAGCGACCGCAAAGGAUGUCCCUGUGUUCUGGGGACACGGCGAAGCGGACCCGAUAGUAGCGUAUCAGAAUGCGGUCAAGUCCGUGGAGAUCCUCAAGGAGCUCGGACUCCCUUCUGUACCGCCAGGCGAAGCAUUCGCGAGGCCCGGAGUCAGAUUUGAGAGUUAUCCAGGAAUGGAGCACACGACGUGCGCGAAGGAAAUUGAGGAUCUGGCAGGGUGGCUCAAGGAGGCGCUGCCAUAG
Messenger RNA from Dioszegia hungarica, 714 nucleotides. RefSeq names its product acyl-protein thioesterase-1. Gene Ontology annotation, biological process: protein depalmitoylation. The record is from RefSeq and is a predicted model, not a curated record. The transcript has 6 exons. Gene Ontology annotation, molecular function: carboxylic ester hydrolase activity; palmitoyl-(protein) hydrolase activity. Lineage: Eukaryota; Fungi; Basidiomycota; Tremellomycetes; Tremellales; Bulleribasidiaceae. Bases 1 to 714 code for a protein of 237 amino acids. Gene Ontology annotation, cellular component: cytoplasm.